AUGGUCUUUAAAUAAAAAGCCAAAAUAGUAAUUGAAAGUUAAAUCCUCCAAGAAAAAAGAAUCCUUAUGAGUAUUUAUGUAAUCUUUUAUGUUUAAAGUUAUAGCUCUUCGUUGUGAAAAUGGUGCAAUCACUGUUAAGGAAUUUCGAAAAGCCAGUUAUUUUGGAGUUCUGUUGA
Molecule: messenger RNA, 176 nt
Organism: Paramecium sonneborni
Lineage: Eukaryota; Ciliophora; Oligohymenophorea; Peniculida; Parameciidae
Source: the annotation of a GenBank genome assembly